GUUCGUACGCCUGGCAGCGCGACGCCACUUGCUCAAGGGAAAAAAAACAAAAACAAAAAAAAAAAACAUUAGCUGGCAGCGAGCACGUGAUGGCCUCUUCUGGCACUCAUCACUGCCUCUGUACAGAUUAAUUCCUGUGCUGAGUGGGUCCAGAAAAAUGGCACCUCAUCAUGACGUUUCCAACAGUCAGAAAUCCAAAGGACAUACUAGUCAGAAUAGUGCCUCAUUUGCUGGUUUUCUGCAUUACCCAACAAACCGUGACAACUCACUGAAGACUUCUCAUACAUGGAUUAGUGGGAAGAGGAUUGAUGAUGAUGUUGGCCCAUACUGGAGGAUACAUAACAAGUUGUACGACCUAACUGAUUUUAUUGAUAAACAUCCUGGAGGCAAGGACUGGCUUUUAGCAACUAAAGGUACAGACAUCACUGAAGCCUUUGAAAGUGCGCAUAUUAGUACAGCAGCUGAAAAUACCCUUCCAAAGUAUUAUGCCAAAGACAUAUCUACACCUCGGAAUUCCCCAUAUACUUUUCAUGAUGAUGGAUUCUACAAAAUGUUAAAAAGAAAAGUGCGACCAAUUCUCAAAAAGGUUGGGAGAGGUCCUACUUGGUCAAUGGUGGUGUUGCAGGACUCUCUGGCCCUCACCUUCAUGCUCCUCACUGUUGCUGCUUGUCUCACUGAGUCAUACACUCUUGUUAUAUUGGCUGGCAUUGUACUGGGGAUGACUGGGAAUUGCGCUCACAAUUUCUUUCAUCAGCGAGAUAACUGGCGAAUGUACUACUUUGAUCUGAUGCUCUUCUCUUCGUAUGACUGGCGCAUCAGUCAUGGACUCUCCCAUCAUCUGUACACCAAUACAAUAUAUGACAUUGAAAUAUCAGCACUUGAGCCUAUUUGGGAAUUCUUACCCAAAUCAGAUAAAAGCUUUAUGAAAAGAUAUGGCUCUUGGAUAUAUGAGCAAUUUAUUAUGCCUAUGGCUUUGUUCAUAGAAGCUGUAAAAAGAAUUUAUCAUCAGUAUUCUGGAGAUAUGAAACUUCGUCCAGAAAAUCUACUUCCUGUCGUUGAAUUCAUUCUUAUGGCAGUAGUUUCAUCAUCAGUUGGAAUGGCUUUCAGAUUGUGGGUGGUGUUGCAUAUGGCUUGCAGUUAUUGGUUUGCAGCCAUAGGUGUAGUAGUUGCACAUCACCACCCAGACAUAUAUCAUCAAGGUGAUGCUAUGAGAGAAGACAAAGAUUGGGGCCUGUGUCAGCUGGAUGCUGUGAGAGACCGGGUGGAAGUUACAGGAAACUUGUUUCUCGUAUCCAUCUCCUUCGGUGACCACAGUCUGCAUCAUCUCUUUCCCACGGUCGAUCAUUCCAAGCUUCCUUACAUCUACCCAGUUUUCAUGGAAACAUGCAAGGAAUUUGGUGUUCCUUUUAAAUUUAUGCGAACAUCAGAACUCAUAAUAGGCAAGUAUCUGCAAUUGGCAAAAAAUACCCCAAAUGUUAAUCCUCCUGGGUAUAAAAGUUCAUGAUCUAAACGCUGCUACCAAAGAGAAAGUAAUGCUUACAAAAAAAAGGUGAUUAAAAUAGGUCUUCUUAUGUUAUAAGCUAAGCAAUGUUAACCUCACAUUAUAGAAUGGAACAGGUGUACAAACCUUGCUGUAAGUUGCAAAAAUAUCCUGGAAGAAUAUUCAAUAGAUAACUGUAGGAGAAUAUACUUCCUCUACUUACUAAUUCGAAUUCAUGGCUUUUAUUUAAUUUUUAAAAGAAAAAUAUUAAAUGAAUUUUAAAGUACAGUAGAGCAUUAUUAGUUCUGAAAAUUUUAUAUCAAAAUUAACCCUUUCGGUAUUGGUCCUGUUGAACUACGGCUUUGACACCAGGGUUGGUCCCAGUGCACUACACCAUGAGCUCAUCUCACUUAGAUAAGCUGUGAGCAGUAAAUUUUGGCCUAGGUAUGUGAGAAUGGGUCUGUGCAUUAAGUGUGCACCAUAUAAAAAAAAUUCUUGAAGCAUGCAGUGCAUAAUGAGAAAAAACUGUGACAGUGUUUUAAGUUUAAAACAGCGACAUUGCAGUGUAUUUUUGUAUGGUUUUUUAUGGUUGUAUUCUCGGUUUCUUGGUUUCAUUGGAUAGAAUGGAUAUAUUACAGAAAUAGUGAUGAUUUGUAUUGGUUCCAGAACUGAAAGUACACCUACCAUCUAACUUCGACCUGCUCGACAUACGACCACUCGACUUAUGACCGUGUUUUGUAUGCCAAAUUUCUGGAAAAUAAACAACUGUUUGUGUUGUACACAGUGUUUGUCCUAAACCUUACAGUAUAAAAUACAGUAAUAACAGCAUAAAAAGUAAAGUAAAAAAUGAAAUACCAAAAUAAAACAAUUAAGUAAAGUCAUUACAAAAAUGUGAUGUUGAUAUUCAGUAGUAAGGUUUAACUUACGUCCAUUUCAACUUACGACCAGUUGGUCGGAACCAAGCUCAGCCGUAAGUCGGAUGGUACCUGUAGCUUGAAAUUGAGCUCAAAGUAACAGAAAUGUUCAACUUUUACUGAUAUUCUAGAGUACACAAAUGACAUUACUUGUCCAAUACUUGUCCAGUUGGCCAGUCUAAGACGCAUUUAGGAAUGUACCAAGAUUGUUUAUAUAAUUAUUACAAUAAUGCAGCAGUCUGAAUAACAGUAAAUUUUCUAUUUUUUGUGUGAUAAAAAUUCAAAAUGAAAAACAAGAGUAAUAUAAGAGGGGCCUGGAGACAUGACUAAGGAACAGAAGAAAUGGUUUUUUAGUGCCAAGAAUGUCUACAUUGUUUAUUCUGGACCCCAUUUUUAAAUUUAAUUUUUAAAUUUUGUGUGAAAGUGGCCAAAUUGCCAAUUUCUGAUCACUGCAUUGGGUAGUUGAACUAGGUAAAUGGGUGAUCUCUUGUAUUCAAUCAAUAAAAUAGAAGGAAUGCUGGCAAAAUAGCUAUGAGUUUGGUCAACUGGAGCAAUGAAAUUGGCCAAAAAGAGGGCACAAUGUGGGCGAAAUUGCCGAUGCAUAAAUGUCGCUGAUACCAUUAAUUUUGUGAGAGCAUAAUUCCCUAAGUUUUCCAUCAAAUUUUGUACUCUUGGUUUCAUUAUCUUUGGAAAGAGAUUUUCUAUCUUUUCAUAAGAUUUUUUUUGACCCUGAGAGCAAGGUUCAGAUCAGGGGUCUCGACCCUGAAAGGGUUAUACCAGUUUUCAAAAAGAUCCUCACUAGUUUUGACAAUUUGCCAUGAAGGUGCAGGCAUAAACGAAUUUAUAAAAGCAUUUAUAAUUAAAAAUUCUCUUAGGAAGAUUGUUCUUGCUUGGCUGCUACCCCAAUACUGAGACUUACACUAGUUAAUGGGAAAUACUCAGUGUUAAGAAAAUAUUCAGUAUACAAUUUUUAUGCUGUAUGUAUUUAAAUUGUACUGAUGUGUCCCUAUAUGGAGUAUAAAAAUGUCAAGAAUUCUGUCAGAGCUUACUCUCGAGCAUUAAGUGAUUAAUGAUGCUCCAUAUACUGUGUUUCUAGUUUAAGGAGAUUUAUGAUAUAUGCUUUUAAUUAUAUAUAACUACUAUUCCAAAAAUAUAUGAAGCUAGUACCAUAUUGUGUUCCUAAAAGCUAAUUGAAAUAUUUUAAUCAUAAUUAUUGUUAGUUUUUGUACAUAUUUUCAUAUGCAUGUACAAUACUAGUGCUUUAGAUUGACAGUGUAAUUGCCCCAUUCCCAUUGAGUAGUUGCAAGGUAAUGGCUCUGUUAGCAUGGCAUGGCUUAAACAACUUGGAAACAGUGCACACUUGUUUGUUGUGGUUAGGCUUCAGACCUUGGCCCUGCCUUUUAAUCUGCAGUUCCAGCUCUCUCAUUUUUCUAGAUCAUGUAUGUACUGUAAUCCCCUUCUGCUACCUUUCUUCUUUUAUGUUCCACACCUUCACUAAUCUCACACUGUAAAUGUUAAAUUCAUUCAUAAAUGUCCUAAUUCUUGUUCUUUUUAUAUUAGGCUGUCUACCUCAGCUACCUGUUUGUAUUUCUUUUUUCAACAAACCAGCUGUAUCCCACCAAGGCAGGAUGACCUAAAAAUAAAAAUGAAAGUUCCUCUUUUUAAAUUUAGUAAUGUAUACAGAAGGGGUUAAUCCUUGCUCCUGCAUGGCUUACAGAGGAAGAAUUUUUUUCCACUUCCCCAUGGAAAAAAGAGAGACUCAUUUUUUAUAUUGUGUUCGUAUGUUCUGUAACCACCCAGGGAGGUACUACCAUCCUGCCAAGAGAGUGUAAAACAAAAGCCUGUAAUUUUUUUACAUGAUGGUAUGAUUGCUGGUGUCUUUUUUCUGUCUCAUAUAAACAUGCAAGAUUUCAGGUAUGCCUUGUUACUUCUACUUACACUUAGGCCACACUACACAUGUAUCUACAAGCAUGUAUAUACACAUCCCUCUGGGUUUUCUUCUAUUUUCUUACUAGUUCUUGUUUUUAUUUCCUCUUAUCUCCAUGGGGAAGUGGAACAGAAUUCUUCCUCUGUAAGCCUUGCAUGUCAUAAGAGUCAACUAAAAUGCCGAGACCAAGGGGCUAGUAACUCCUUCUCGUAUAUACAAUACUAAAGUUAAAAAAAAAAAAAUUUUUGUUUUUCUUUUUGGGCAACCCUGCUUUGGUGGGAUAUGACUGGUGCGUUGAAAGAAGGAUUGUUGAUGUCUUUUUUAUGUCUUAUACACUUGCAAGAUUUUAGGUAUGUCAUGCUACUUCUGCUUUCGCUUAGGUCACACUACACAUGCAUGUACAAGCAUAUAUACACACACCCCUCUGGGUUUUCUUCUAUUUUCUUGCUAGUUCUUGUUCUUCUUUAUUUUCUCUUAUCUCCAUGAGGAAAUGAAACAGAAUUCUUCCUCCGUAAGCCAUGCGUGUAAUAAGAGUCCACUAAAAUCCGGGAGCAAGGGGCUAGUAACCUCUUCUAUUGUAUACAUUACUAAAGUUAAAAAGAGAAACUUUUGUUUUUCUUUUUGGGCUACCCUGCCUGAGUGGGAAACAGCCAUUGUGUUGAAAGAAAAGAAGUCUAUAUCUUCUGUUGCAGCUCUCCAGGAAGAGUCAGAGCCCUGGGUUGACAUUCAUUUUAAGUGUUCUGUAUAUAUAAAGUGCACAGUAGUAAGUGUGGAUGUGUUGUAUGUUCAGUGAUAAGCUCAGACCUGAAUACUGGAGUGUGAUAAGUUCAGACCUGAAUACUGGAGUGCGAUAAGUUCAGACCUGAAUAUUGAGGUGUGUUGUCUGGUACCUGAUUGGGUGAUUAUUCUAACACCUGAUUUCUGUUGGAUAAUAAUGAGUUAUAGGUGAUUUACUGUAGUAAAUCCCCAAACACAAAUAAUACAAGUGUGGUAAGGAUAAGUUAAAGAGUAGUAAAGAGUGAGUAAUUUUGGGGAACAAAGAUGCAAAUUUAUAAGACAGAAUGCCCACAGUUUUGGAAAUUUUCUUGAAUACGUGUUGGAUGUGAGGUCAGUCAAGGUCAUCCCUAAGAAUUUUCCCUUAUCUUGUUUAUGUAUGAAUUAUUUAUUUUUAUGUUGAAGUGGGUAUUUAUAACUUUAUUCCCAAACAGCAUAUAGUAGUUCUUGUCAGUAUUGAGAGUAAAUUUGUUAGUUACUAUCCAGGUAGAAAUCUUUAUGAGCUCCUUGUUGACUACAUAUGUUGUUGAGGACAACAUAUGUUGUUGAGGACAAUAUAUGUUGUUGAGGACAACAUAUGUUGUUGAGGACAAUAUAUGUUGUUGAGGACAACAUAUGUUGUUGAGGACAAUAUAUGUUGUUGAGGACAACAGGGUCUGCAGUAAAUAUGACAUGUUGUGUCAUCUGCAGACGGAACUGGUUAAGUUCCAUAGAGACAUUUGGGAGGUCAUUGAUGUUGAUUAGGAAUAAUAGUGGAACAAGGACACCACAUGAGGAACCCAUAUGUUAAUAGUUUAAGUUAAUGAAGCAGUGUCAUUGACUGUCACAUGCUGGUGUACAAAACUAAUGCUCUAGCUCCAGUAGCAAGAUGUUGUGGUUUACAGUGUCAACUGCUUGUCUUAAAUCCAGGCUCGACCUAAAUGUCAUCUAAUUUUCAUUUUGUGGAUCCCAUGAAUUGUGAAUGAUGUUAGUGACUUGUGAAAUAUAUAAACCAAUCAUAUCCUAAUAUCCAGGAAUGUGAGGAUGUUUCAUAAUUCUCUCUCUUAAUAAAGCCCUACUAAAGCCUUAGUUAUGCUCAGUUCAUAGCUUCAGCUUUUGCACGAUUUGCAAACUUCUUUCUUGCUUUAAAUACACCGGCCAUAUCCCACCAAGGCAGGGUGGCCCAAAAGGAAAAACAAAAAUAUGAUUUGGAAACAUGGACAUAUAUUAUAUGUAUCUUCCCUGGCUGAUCAGUCAAGUAUGUCAGGAACAGUAUAGUGCAAAGAUUGACAUCUUGGUAAGAAGAGUUUGGGGUAGGAGAAUUCUCAGCCUGUCUGGAGCAUGGCAUGUGUGAAAGUAUACAAUACACUGUAUUUUAUAUUGGUUUCCUAAUUUAACCUGUAAACGGUCCAAAUGUAUAUAUACGUUUUUUCAACAUUUGAAAGUAUGUAAAAAAAGUAGAUCUUCUUUUUGUUUUUCUACAUUUGACAAUGUGUAAAAAAAACUUAGAUCUACUUUUGUAGCACUACACAUGUGAAUGUAGAUCUGCUUGGACUGUUUAUGGGUUAAUGUGCAAUACACUGCUUGGUAGUCAUGUAUGUUUUUAUUGUAGGAUGGUAUUAUUUUAUAUUAUUGUACUGUAAUUAUUUAAGAUAUGUAUUAGCAAUAUUCAUUUUAUGAUACUUGUGAACCCUUGCUAUACUAGACAGCAGAUUGUGGGAACUAAAAAGCAAAAGCUGCAGAGUCAGACUGCAUGAACUAGACUUUGCAGCACUAGAAUAGGAUGGGGGGGAAAAUAAUCAUAACAUGCAAGAUACUCCAAAUAAUAGACAAGGUAAACAACAGCAUGUUAAUCGAAGGCACAACCAGGAUGGUCACAACCAGUAGCUGAACACAUAGAUGACUCUUAAUGAUGUUAGGAAGUAUUUUGUUAAGUCUCAGCGCAGUGGAGAACUGGAAUAGGCUUAAGAGAGCGUUACAAAAUAUGCAGACACAAUUCAUGGCUUCUAAACAAAAUAUGGUAAAUCCACAUGAAGGUAGCCAACACAAAAAAUCAAAUGCAGGACCAAGAACUUGAACCUCAGAAGAACUCUGCAAGCUAUACUGAGUGACUAGUUCAUUAUAUACUGUAGUACUUCAUUCUCAAAGGCAAUGAGAUAAAUAAUGGUUUAAUAGGUGUUGGAGACGCAUAAAGAAAAAAAAGAGAAAUGUCUUGUGAACCAAUAAAGAUAUAAAUAAAUAGGUUUAGUGCUCUUUUUAUUGUAAUAAUAAUAUAAAUAAAUAUAUAAAUGGAAGGAGGGAGAAAGAAAAAACUUUAAAAAACAAACAGUAGAUAGGAUCAAAAUGAAGCAAAACGAAUAAAAGUAUUCAAAAAGCAAAGUACAGAGAAUCAAGGACAAUGACAAAAUUACUGAAAUACAAAAUGUGAUCUUGUGUUUAUAAAAAAAAAGGACAAAUUAGAUGAAGCAGACAUAAGCCACAACAGCCAUUUGAAUUGGGACCUAAUGAAAUAUUCACAGAAAAAAAUGAUCAUUGUAUUUGAUAUUGCAGAAAAAAAACAUAAAUUAUCCACUAUAAAAAAUGGAUUUUAUUAAAAGUUAAAUUAGCAUUCAAUUGGGAAUGAGAUUGUAUAAAACCAACACACUGAUCAAAAGACACCACGGCAGGUUGGUACCUUUGAAGCGUUUUGCUUGUAGAAUGAGCUUUUUCAAGUCUAAAGAGAGUACUUGUGUGAGACAGCUAGGGAUUUGUCCAUGUUUGCAUGCCACACCAACAUUGCCUGUGUUUUGCAUCAUAACAUAGGCUUAUCACAUGGAUUGGCCUAGGGCGAGCAUUGUUGUCUGAGAAAAACAAAGGAACAGAAGAAAGCACCUUGAAUUGACUCAAUUCAUUCCACAGACACCAUCACCCCAGAACCAACGAGGUUUCCAGUUGGUAGGCCUCCCUGGUUCACAUGCCCCUGAACAUGCACCAUCCUCCUGACCUGACAAGACAGGUUUGCUUCUCAUGCCUUCUUGUCAUGUGCAUUCAUGACUAUAUAUGCCUAUGCUUACCAUGCUCUCAGUACUUUCACUAGAUGAUUUUUCCAUUGGUGAUGCCAUCUGCCAUUGCUUCACUUCACUUGUCUGCAGCAUAUAAACUCCUUCUCUGCACAUAUGCUGAACACAUCGACUCCAGGCUGAAGUACUGAUUACAGUACUUCAGACUCCUCAUCUUCCACCAUUCUUCUCUGUAUUGGACUGAAGAAGCCACUGGCUGGCAGAAUGUUUCCAGAAUAAAGAUACUUGUCAAUUUUUUAAACCAUUUAUACAAAUUAUUUCUACUAUAUACCUGGAUAUUAAAUAUGGCUCCCAAGAGCAAUGCUAUUAAUGCUGGAAGUCUAAGAAGAAUAAACAAUGAUUCUUCAAAAAGUGGAUGUGUUAGAUAUGCAUAGAGGUGGUGCAUAUAUGGUGGAACCUGCCUGAAAGUUUUGUAUGAAUAAAUCAACUAGAUUCACCUUGCCAAAAAAAAAAGGACUGGGUAUAUAAUAUCAGGUGAAUGGUAAGUAUUGCUUAUUUUAGGAUUAGAAUGUAAAUAUCUAGGUAAACUGAAAUUUCAUUCCUUCAUUCAGAUACUAUUUACAAAUUAGUAACGUGGAGGCUGUAAGGAAGACUAGGAUUUUAGGUGAUGUGUGUUGAAUUAGUUGUAAAAUUUGUUAUUUGUUGGCCAUUUAAACAUAUUUACAGGGUAAAUCCAGGUGAUAUUGAGUACAGCUGCUAUGAUAUCAUGAGUUUAGAUUUUUUAACCUGCAUUAUUUACAUAUGCAGGCAUUGUAAAUGUUUAUUUCUCAUAUGCUAUUUUACAAACACCAGAGAAGGUCGCAAGGUGGGUUUGUAUAGGGCUUCUUAGGGAGAAAAAUAGUUCUUUAUAUUGAUUUUCAUGAUUAGUAUUUUUCUAUAAAUAAAUACAAACCCACAAGCUUCUCUAAUUAUUGUAAAACUGAUUAAGGUAAAAUUAAUGUAGUCAAAAUGUAAUGUUAGAGUAAUAUUCAGAAUUUGAAAUAUGAAAUUGAGUUUCAGCAUAGUAACAUAAAUUAGGACUAUCAAAGAUGUUAUUUUCAUAUACAGUGGUACCUUGACUUACGAGUUUAAUUUGUUCCGUGAUUGAGCUCGUAACUCGAUGUGCUCAUGUAUCAAAUCAAUUUUCCUCACUGAAAUUCA
Messenger RNA from Cherax quadricarinatus, 9273 nucleotides. It is a transcript of the gene Cyt-b5-r, whose product is annotated as Cytochrome b5-related. The record is from RefSeq and is a predicted model, not a curated record. Lineage: Eukaryota; Metazoa; Arthropoda; Malacostraca; Decapoda; Parastacidae. Gene Ontology annotation, biological process: lipid metabolic process. Gene Ontology annotation, molecular function: heme binding.